AUGGGUUUGCCAAGGCGAGGUUGCGGCUUCGUGUGGGCAAAUAAAGUAGAGUAUGAUCCAGUAGUCCUGGGUCUUGUUACGACUUCGCGGAUGCGUUUUGAGGGAGUCUCGUUUGAACUGUCCGCCUUCGGAACCGGACAAUUUCGACAUCGCUUUUUGCGCGGAUGCGACGGCUUGGGGCUCGAGUCCGGCUGGACGAGACAGACGGUUGGUUCAUCAGAGACCAAGUUGCGCAGUCCGAAGCCUCGAAUGACGGUGCUGGUGCCCAGUCUUGCUCUCUCCUCUCUUGACUCUGCCUCCUUAGCCUUCUCUCUUCACCGACCACAUUCUUGGGCUGGCCUCGACGACAGUCGUUGA
Molecule: messenger RNA, 357 nt
Organism: Protopolystoma xenopodis
Lineage: Eukaryota; Metazoa; Platyhelminthes; Monogenea; Polystomatidea; Polystomatidae
Source: the annotation of a GenBank genome assembly